UUUUCUGCACGUCUGCUACACCCAGUUAACUUGCGCGCUACAAACUAGAGAUGAAAACAGCAGUUUAUUUGACUCAGUUUGGGCAACUUUUCGAACCCGGACGUGCCUUUAACACUGUGCUUCUUUCAAUCGCGCCAGUGGCAAGACCAGGACAGCCGGAGAAUCACGUCCCCGCUUCACAGACGCGUCUGCCGGGGCCGUGACAAAAGAUCGAUAAAUUGUUUGGGUUGGAAUUACCCGAACGGUCUCCGGAAGCGGGUCACACCUACACUUCACAUCGCAAAGAUGCAGCAGACAGUUCGAGCCUUCGACCACUGCGUCACCGCGCCUGUGGAACCCUGUCAAUCGUUUUUCCACAUGCGAUUAGCAGAGAAGUGAGCUUUGAUCGAAAUGCAGCCCGACGACGUGUCCAUUCGGCGGAACGUCCGCAACUGCGAACUGGACGUGCACCCGACCGAGAAGGCUCUCGUGGUCCGGUACGAGGUGGAAGCGGUCCUCCUGGGAGACGACGGGCCGGCAAUCGAGCAGAGCCGUUCGUGCCAGAAGCUCAUACGCGUCAAGAGCAUCAACGCCGCGACCGAUGUCGCUGCGCUGGCUCGCGAAAUUGUCGCCAAGUGUGACCUCUUGCACGAAUCCCAGACGGCCCGCGUGGAGCGGCUGCUGUUGUACCUACAGCAGCGUAGGGACAACGGGACCGCCAGCAGGCCUCAGACAGGAUCGCAGCACGGAAGUUCGUCACCAUCGGGGGGUCGAGCAGCAUCGACAGCCAGCAUGGCCUGCCUCGAGUCCUACGUGGAAAUGCUGUACGAGGAAGGGGAGGACAAGGUGCGUGGUUCGGCCAUGGUGCUGCAGCUGGCACGCAGUGCAGACAACUUGGGCGAGCUGGCAGCCAAUGACACCCUGUUGUGUGCACUGGCACGGGUGUUGCGAGAGGACGGCCGCAGGGACACCCAGCUGGCCACAAACUUGGCCUAUGUCUUCUUCUGCCUCUCAACAUUCUCGCAGUUCCACCCGGUCAUUGCCGAGUACAAGGUUGGCUCCAUCUGCCUCGAUUUGGUGGAGUACGAGCUGCGACGGCAUGCUCACUGGAAAGAGGAGCUGUCGCGAGCACCAGAUGACGAGCGUAGUCGGCGCAAGUUCGUGGGGUUAACGCGCCGACAGGACCAGCUGCUACGUGUGUGCCUCUACCUGCUUCUCAAUGUGGCCGAGGAGGCACGCAGCGAGAUCAAGAUGGUCAAUCGUGGACUCGUGCCCAUGCUUGUUGAGUGCCUUGAACGGGAACAGACGGACCUGCUUUUGCUGGCAGUCUGCUUCUUGAAAAAGCUGUCCGUCUACUACGAAAAUCAGGCUGAGAUGGCUCGGCUACCGACUAUUGAACGGCUCGCACCACUGCUGUCUCAAGAGCCGCUCACGUCGGCCGUGCUGCGCCUGCUGCUCAACCUGUCCUUUGACCGUAGCCACCGCACCGCCAUGUCGGCAGCGGGGCUCAUCCCAAAAUUCGUUCAGCUCCUCGUCAAGGAAGGACGUGCAGCGGCUGACGAGACUCCGAUCCUCUGCAUCUUGUAUCACCUGAGCCUCGACGAUCGGUGCAAGUCCCAGUUUCCCUACACGGACUGCAUGCCGUGGCUGGUCAGGUCCCUCCUUGCAAGCCAGAGUCCACAGCCAGCUCCACUAGCACUAGCCAUAAGUCUGGCCAGCCAUCGACGCAAUGCCCAGCUCUUUUCUGGGGCUCUCGAGAAGCUGUUAGAGCGUGCUUUACGGGAUGCGGAUGCCCUGUACUUGCGGCUCGUACGGACCGUAGCACAGCACAAUGGCGCAGCUCGCGGAGCGGCUCUCGCGUCCAAUGCGGAGGCCCUCUGUACUGCACUCUUGCAGCAUUCCGCAACAGAGAGUGACUUUGCAGUAGAGUGCGCUUCCACACUAGCGCAGCUGGAAGGGGGAGCCUUCGGGAAACUGUUGGAUCGGCUUCUACCGUGGAUUCGUAGCCACCUCGCCGAAGGGCCAGAUGAGCUGCUUGUGCCUUUGGUUCAACUGGUGGCCACAGUGGCACGAAGCAAUGAGACUUGUGCCCGAGCCAUAGUGCAACAAGGUCUGGUUACCGACUUGACAGGCCUGCUCAGAGCCAGGCAGGAAGAUGACCAACUAGUGCUGCAGGUGGCAUAUGUGUUCGAUGCCUUGAUCAGCAGUGGCGGCACUGCUGUGCGCGAAACACUUGUGCAAGGUGCACAGGAGGUGCCAGCAUACCUGCUAGACCUUCUCCAUGACCGCAACGCAGAGGUGGGGCGCAUCUGCAGUCACGCAUUGACCGUGUUGGCCCACUACUACCCGGAGUGGGACCGUCGGCUGCGUGAAGCACGCUUCUGCUGGCACAAUGCACAGUGGCUGGCUGUAGUCCAAUCUGGAGAAGCCCCCGAGGAACAUGAAGAGGGCCCCUGCGAGCAGUUUCUGGACCGAUCAGACCUUCUAUCCAAUGGUAGCGCCGCUUCUGAUCCCUGAGCAACUGCCCUCAAAACUGACUGUGACGAAGCUCACGGGUGUCCCCGAGGAAGCUCAAGUUGGUCUACUGAGGCUUUUCCAAGGACUGAUAAAACACCAUCCGUUAUGAAGGUGACAGAUUCUACACAAGGCAUAUAAAAUAGUAAACUACAGUGAUGAUGAUCCGUGUGCAAGUGAUGGUAAACUGCAAGCGAUGUACACCUAAAGUCAUGACAGCAGUGGCUGCCACAUUCCUGUAUUUGUGGGCCCAACAUAAUGUACGUUAUUGCAUUCAUGUAUUUUCUGAUGCUGUAGACACAAGGUUCACCGAGUUACCCAUGAACCGGACUGCCAAAAGGAGAUGCAUUGGCCUAUGCCAUCACAGUUGCACUGAACCUGUGAAGGAAGAGAAUAUAUUCUUACAUUAUAAGAAUAUGCUUACUGGUGAUGACUGACAACUAUCUUGGCAACGCAACAAUGUUUAUAAUGGUCACAAAGUUUAUUGCUUUUAAAUUUAUAGACUUCAUCGUAGGUCUUGUCAAGAUGGCAAAGAGAACUGGAAGUUUACAAAAGGCUUGCGUCAUGUUAUUAGAAUAUGUGUAAUGUUAUUAGAACAAACAGAAGAGGAGUUAUUGCAGUUGUGGUGUGUGUUUUGUGCCGUAACAAAGGUGGGAGAUGAAAUGCUUUACUUGGAAAUGUUGAUAUUGCACUGCUGUGUGACUAGUCUGCUGCAGAAGGCAGCUGUUGUAGCUACGAGCAGAUAGCACACUUGCACUUAAGUUAGCAGUCUAGAUGCAAUCAUGUCUAGCAACCAUGUGUGCACAGUAUUUUUGUGGCUGUGUAUCUGUACCAAAAUGCUUACAGAGCAAGUGCUUUGGCAAAAGGAGUUGAACUUUCUCACCUCGGCCCAAAUAGUGGAAACAGUAUGUGUAGCUUGCACUUGAGAGUAUAAAUCCUGCAACUACACCUUGACGACACGCUGUGUUUUCUCUUCUCUGUCGUCAUCUUAUUUCGCGCCUUUUGAUGUCACGAGUCAAAACCAAUUUGCCCAGCUUUUCAUUGUGAUAAAAUUUUGGCCAUAGGUCUGCAGUGUCAGCUGCUCUAAGUGAAUGUGAGAUCGAUCAAUUCGAACCAAAUCAAUUUUUAUUCAACAUCUAAGAGCUGUGCACAAUCCUGGUUUUCAUUUCAAAUGGCAAGUGCUAUGAGGAGUUUGAAUACCGUAAUGAGUUGGUUCCCCUACGUAGCAAAAUUGGUGUACCACACGAAUGGCCAUGUUCUUUAGGUUGAAGUGCAACUUUCAAAGCAUUCCCUAAGCUCCCUCAUUAUAUUCCAAAGCCUGUGGUGCUUAUCAAAGGCUAGGAUAGUGUUGGAAUUCAAGGCUUCGUAUUAUUCUUAUCAUAAGAGCCAAUUCAAAGCCUAGACUUCAACUACUACUGCAUAUUUGAUAGCAGAGAAUAAUGUGAACUUAUCAUUCACUGUUAUCAUAUAUGGUGAAUCAUAUUUUGUGUCAGCACGCUCCCGCAGCAUUGUGGAAGUUGUAUAUCUAUCUCUGUACCUAAAGAAAAGUCAACUGCUACAUAACAUCGCUUUUGUGCGUCUCAUUCCGUUUAAAUUUGCAUGAACAAGAGUGCUGUCUUAAACAGCCUCUGAUCACCAAUUACUCAUCUCAGUUCUAAAAAUGGUGAGUGGGCAGGCCUUUUGUUUGAGUGUUCUGCUGGUGUUUAAUGAUGAUGGCUAGACCGUAUGGCGCACGAAAUUUAUCAAAAUUUCUAAAGCAUUCAUAUACACAUGAAAGGACAUACGGGAACAUUUGGACUUGAUUGUGGGUAACUAAUGCUGUUAGACAGACUAACUGGUUGCUUGCUUCAUGAAACAUGGUAAAGUACUCGGCCGAAUUGAACAGAACGCAAGAAGUAGACUCGAGCACCGCCAUCAUGGUAUUACAAACGUGUAGUCCUGUGUCUGUUGUCUCCAUGUCUGCAGCUUAUGUCCUCUUCAAUUUUCUCCGGUGUAACACAUCCCCAUUUAAGUUGAUCAUAAUGCUGCAUCACUUUAUCACUCGUAAUAAUUCAUAGAAGUCACGUAGAUCUUUGAACUUGUUCCGUACCCAUGCAUACAAUCGAUGAGAUUAGGCAUUGUAGGGAUGUCUCAGUAGGAGGCUACUUAAAAUCUAAGGCUUGUAUGUUGUACAAGACAUACUAGAAUGCGGUGCAGGCCCACUUAUACAGGCCAGGAUUGGGUGCUCUUUUUCACAUGCGAGCAGCUACACUAUGGUACUUGGUACAGCACACAUAUGGCAAUCUCACAUUGUGCUGACCUCACUACAAGUGAAAUGCAUUAGGCUAAUUGCUGCGUAGUGAGGCACUUAUCAUAUCAGAGUUCUUCAAUCAUACCAGUUACGAAACUGUUCCGAAACCCAGACAUUCCUGCGGAUGAAUUUGUGGAGGACAGCAAACGGACAUGCCACCUGGGUAUGAUGACUAAAACACAACGCAGUGACUGCUGCCAUUGAGCGAGUUACCACAGCAGGAAUCGGGCGAAUUACUUUCAAGAAACAUCGAUGAGUUCUGUGGGCGCGAUAUCAUUUGAAAAAAGUAAGCGGCAGAGACAAACGUAGUGCUCGCUUUAUCAAGCACGGUGUCUUCUGCAAUGCAAGAUACACACACACAAAAAACCCAUUUAUUAGUUGUUUUUUUUUGCCUACAUAUGGCACUGAAAUUAAAAGACUUCCGCAAUUUUGACCAAUGACGUGGUCUGGAUUUCGAUACAUGGAGCCCUUGUGUAGCUUGGCAACUCAUAUGAUUGAAGACUGCUUAUCAUUGCGUGCAAGCUGCAGAUGAACAGUAUUUUGCAGCUUUACAGAAAGAGUUCUUCCGUACUCGGUUUCUUUUUUGUCCUACAACUCAGCUCUUUGCUCAGGCUGCCCUGCUCACAUUUGGCAGACUGCUCUUGUAUAUUUUUGCAAAUAUUUAUUUCACAAUAAAGUGAAAAUGAUGACUUACACUCAA
Molecule: messenger RNA, 5483 nt
Organism: Rhipicephalus sanguineus (brown dog tick)
Lineage: Eukaryota; Metazoa; Arthropoda; Arachnida; Ixodida; Ixodidae
Gene: Kap3
Product: kinesin-associated protein 3
Exons: 6
Coding region: 391-2496 (701 amino acids)
Biological process (GO): cilium organization; microtubule-based movement
Cellular component (GO): ciliary transition zone; axoneme; kinesin II complex
Molecular function (GO): kinesin binding
Source: RefSeq, a predicted model, not a curated record